AUGGAGCCAUCAGUUCACAUCGACGAAGCCUUUCUAGGAGGACCUUCAAACAGAGUUGGAAUUUGGAACCCUAGGAGUUUACUUACUCUCAUUCUUCCAUCACCAGCCAUUGAAGGAUGGAUUAUUUUGGUGACCGGUGUGCACGAGGAAGCUCAAGAUGAUGAUUUGCAUAAUGUGUUUGGUGAAUAUGGAGAGAUUAAGAACCUUAACUUGAAUCUUGAUCGCCGCACUGGUUUUGUCAAGGGUUAUGCACUGAUUGAAUACGAGGGUGCUGAGGAAGCUCGAAAUGCAAUAGAGAAUUUGAAUGGAUCUGAGCUUCUUACACAAACCAUUUAUGUUGAUUGGGCUUUCAGCAGUGGACCUAUUAAUGAGUCCGUUAAAAGAAAGAAUGCCAGACCACCUCAGCGGCGCUCAAGGAGUCCUCCUCGGAGGAGAUAUUGA
Molecule: messenger RNA, 441 nt
Organism: Vicia faba (fava bean)
Lineage: Eukaryota; Viridiplantae; Streptophyta; Magnoliopsida; Fabales; Fabaceae
Source: the annotation of a GenBank genome assembly